Messenger RNA from Suillus discolor, 921 nucleotides. RefSeq lists its product as uncharacterized. The transcript has 14 exons. The coding region runs from base 1 to 921 and encodes 306 amino acids. Lineage: Eukaryota; Fungi; Basidiomycota; Agaricomycetes; Boletales; Suillaceae. The record is from RefSeq and is a predicted model, not a curated record.
AUGACCGUAGUCUCAAACGAUCCAAGUUGGUGGCCGUAUAUCAGUGUGCAAAUUUUUAACAGCUAUUGGAUGGUUGCCGCCUGCGUCGUGGUGGUAUAUGAUUGGGUCUUAACACUCGGACAAGAGAUUGAACUGAUCUGGAUACGUUAUAUUGGAAUAUCAUUUUCUGUUGCCAAUGUUCUGGUAAAUAUGCCAUCAGUCUCGCUGACAGAUGUAGGGUGCAAUAUUGCGUAUUACGCGGUAAAUGGGACAAAUGUGGUCGUAAAUGCCAUGUUGGGCGUCAUCAUGACUGUUCGCUUACAUGCCAUGUAUCAGGGAUCUAGAAUGAUGCUCAUCUUCCUUGUUAUUAUAUUUCUGGUUGUUAACAUCGCCUGCGGCGUAAUCUCGGCAAUAGCACUCAAAACAGACCUCAUUGGACAAACACCAGAGGAGUUCAUACUGUCUGGCACGUAUAUGUGCGGUUUUGAAUAUGAAGGGGACGAGCAGCUUCUUAUUUCAAUGCUUUGGAUGCUCAACACUAUUUGGGAGGCCCUCGCACUGUGUCUUUCGGUCUGGGUUGCUGUGAAACACUUCCGUGACCUGCGACGACUCGGCCCAUCGACACGAUCGGCCAUUGGGGAGUGUUUGAGAGUGCUGAUACAAUCUCACGUUCUUUAUUUUGCCAGCUUUGCUGGUGUCUCUUGCCUCCAGCUUAUGUUUCUGUCUUCCGAAAUCUUGAAUUCGAAUUCUAUUGAAGUUCAGGUGGCCUAUGGUGUUUUUCAAAUUUUAUUGUUCGUGCAGAUGUUUGUGCUGGGACCACGCCUCAUCCUUAGCGUCCGAGAAAAUCACGCCAAACUGGUGGCAGGCUUCGAUGCAGAAGCUAGCAUGAAUUCGAUUGUCUUCCAGGAGCGUGUACAUGUAUUAACUAACAGUGUACUGUAG